Molecule: messenger RNA, 1235 nt
Organism: Schizosaccharomyces japonicus yFS275
Lineage: Eukaryota; Fungi; Ascomycota; Schizosaccharomycetes; Schizosaccharomycetales; Schizosaccharomycetaceae
Product: transaldolase
Exons: 1
Coding region: 136-1104 (322 amino acids)
Biological process (GO): carbohydrate metabolic process; pentose-phosphate shunt
Cellular component (GO): cytoplasm
Molecular function (GO): transaldolase activity
Source: RefSeq, a predicted model, not a curated record
GUAUAAGACCUUUUUUUCCAUCGCACAUGCCAACACUACCCCCACACCCCCACUAACACCAUAUUUACUUCUGGCGCUGAAAACUUGACCAGAGCCAAACACCUCACCCUAACAUACAUCGUAGAAUUUAAGAUCAUGUCGAACUCUUUGGAACAACUCAAGGCCUCCGGUACCACUGUCGUUGCUGACACUGGUGACUUCGAGUCUAUUGCUCAAUUCAAGCCUCAAGAUGCUACUACUAACCCUUCUUUGAUUUUGGCUGCUGCCAAGAAGCCCCAAUACGCCGCUUUGGUUGACGCCGCUGUUGCCUACGCUAAGAAGCUUGGUGGUUCUGUUGAGGACCAAAUUGAGAGUGCUUUCAACCGUCUUCUCGUUGAGUUCGGUACCAAAAUUUUGAGCGUCGUUCCCGGCCGUGUUUCUACUGAGGUUGACGCUCGUUACUCCUUCGACACUAAGACCACCAUCGAGAAGGCCCGCAAGUUGAUCAAGUUGUACGAGGAGGAGGGUAUCAGCCGUGAGCGUGUCUUGAUUAAGGUUGCUGCCACCUAUGAGGGUAUCAAGGCUGCUGAGGAGCUCGAGAAGGAGGGCAUCCACUGCAACUUGACUCUUCUUUUCUCUUUUGUCCAAGCUGUUGCUUGUGCUGAGGCUAAGGUCACUCUUAUCUCCCCCUUCGUUGGCCGUAUUCUUGACUUCUACAAGGCCAGAAACAACCGUGAGUACGCUGCUCACGAGGACCCUGGUGUUUUGAGUGUCACCCGUAUCUUCAACUACUACAAGAAGUACGGUUACAACACCAUUGUUAUGGGUGCUUCCUUCCGUAGCGUCGAAGAGUUGAAGGAGUUGGCCGGUGUUGACUUCCUCACCAUUUCUCCUGCUCUCUUGGAGAAGUUGACCAACAGCACUGAGCCUGUCCCUAAGAAGCUUGAUGCUGAAAAGGCCAAGGCCCUCGACAUCGAGAAGGUCUCCUACCUUAACGACGAGUCCAAGUUCCGCUUUGACUUCAACAACGACGAGAUGGCCGUUGUCAAGUUGGCCACUGGUAUUGCCGCUUUUGCUAAGGAUGCCGAGACUCUUCGUGGUAUCUUGAAGGCUAAGUUGGAGUAAAAAAUCUCGCUAUGAGUUUCAAUGAUGUGAACAGCUACGUAUGUGAUUUUUCUGUUACGGAAUGUGAUGGUUUGUUUUCUUUCCAGCAUCGCGAAGCUUCGAAAGCUGUGAAAACAUCUUUACUUUAAUGA